Cloeon dipterum is the source of this 1442-nucleotide messenger RNA. RefSeq names its product exosome complex component Rrp45 (gene Rrp45). Gene Ontology annotation, molecular function: mRNA 3'-UTR AU-rich region binding. Bases 174 to 1307 code for a protein of 377 amino acids. NCBI's taxonomy places the organism in Eukaryota, Metazoa, Arthropoda, Insecta, Ephemeroptera, Baetidae. Gene Ontology annotation, cellular component: nuclear exosome (RNase complex); cytoplasmic exosome (RNase complex). Gene Ontology annotation, biological process: nuclear polyadenylation-dependent mRNA catabolic process; nuclear mRNA surveillance; U4 snRNA 3'-end processing. The record is from RefSeq and is a predicted model, not a curated record. The transcript is spliced from 8 exons.
AGGUGGCCGUACUCUCGAGCCCGGCACUGUGAAAACGCCGACCACAUGACAUGUGUUAGCUCCUUGCUCCUUCAACAACAACAAAUUUCAUCUGUUAAUCAUAAAUUGAUAAAAGCUGGUCUGCAGCUCUCUUCAUUUAUCUAGAUUUGCCAGAUUUGCCUUGAUUCAUAAAAAUGAAAGAACCCAUUAUUUCAAAUUGCGAGAAGGCCUUCUUGUUAGAAGCGAUAUCCGAAAGCAGGCGUCUCGAUGGUAGAGGAAUGUUUGACUAUCGGGACCUCAGCAUCAGAUUUGGCAAAGACUAUGGAUGUUGCGAAGUCUCCAUGGGGCAAACAAGGGUGCUGGGCCAGGUCUCUUGCGAAAUCCAGCAACCAAAGGCGACGAGACCCAACGAAGGGCUGUUGCUCAUCAAUGUAGGUCUCUCGCCGAUGGGUGCUCCCCAUUUUGAGACGGGCAGGCAGUCGAUCUCUUCCAUCCAACUGAAUAGGCUGCUAGAAAAGUGCAUCAAGGACUCUAAAUGCAUUGAUUUGGAGUCCCUCUGCAUCGUGGCAGAAGAAAAGGUGUGGUGCAUUCGGCUAGAUUUGAACAUUCUGAACCACGAGGGAAACCUCAUUGACUGCGCCUCGGUGGCUGCGCUAGCCGCUCUUUCACAUUUCCGCCGACCUGAUGUGGAACUGACCAGCGAGGGACUUAUAAUUUAUGAGGCAGCAGUAAAGGAGCCAAUUCCCCUUGGAAUCAAACACACGCCAAUUUGUGUGUCUUUUGCCAUAUUUAAUAAAGGGAAAAACAUAGUAGUUGACCCUUCUGAAUUAGAGGAACGAGUGGCGGAGGCAGAGUUCACACUGGGAGUGAAUGGGUACAAAGAAUUGUGCGGGGUGCACCUGAGUGGCAGCACCCAGUCAGGCCCAACAAUUGUGAGGCAGUGCGCCAACAAGGCCCUCAAAAGAGCUGUGAGUGUGGUCGCUCUGAUUAAGGAGACUCUGGCUAAAGACUCAGAACUGAGAGGAAGUAAUACAGAGAGGGGAUUUGUGGAGUGUGUCCGGCAAGGAACUAUCACCUCUCAUGGCACCCCAAAAAUUUGCCUUCCCAUUAAACACAAGCUUCCUGUUGAAACUAUGGAAGCUAGCCAUGAAGAUGAAAGUAGUUGUGAUGAAGUUGAAGUCAUCGGCUCUGGAACUGUAGAGCUGAAAAACUCGUCAGUUUUGGCGACGGACACUGCUGAACAAGUGAUGGAAGUUGAAGCAAAGCCAAAAGUUGAGGAAAUUUCUCUGUCAGACGAUGAAAAUGAGGUUCAAAUUCUCUCAGAUUAGCAAAACUUUCAGUUUAAUUUAAAGCUAAAUUAAGUAGGGAAUUAAGACCAAUUGUUGAUGUAAUUCAAAGCUCAAAGAUCACACUUCUGCUAAUUUAUGUUGUACUGAAUGAAUAAAUUUUUUAAAUCAAUGUGA